AUGAUUUUAUGGCUACAGUAUAGCUUAGAGAAUACAAGAAGCAUGGCAUCAUUGUCAAUGGCGAUUUUCUCCCUGAGGAGCUACUGCUCUUGCAAUUACGUUUCUACCAAUAGGAACAUCACCGCCACCACCUCCACAGCAGGCCUUGAUUUGAGAUUGUCACUCUCUUCUAAUCCCAAGAGGAGAAGGGUUCUUCAACAUGCGGGCCAGCCUCUAUCAGCAGUUGGUUCAGGGUUGGAGGCGUCGAUUACAGAUCCAAAGGACAAUGCAAUAACCUUGAAAAAUGCUGAAGUAGUGUUAGAGUCCAGGGAAGAAAACAAGAUUCAGCUGCGAGUGGAGUUGCCUGGAGAUGAGACACAGAAGGUGUUUGAUAAGGUUUUGAUAGAUCUGGGUCGCUCGGCGCCACCAAUUCCUGGGUUUCGAAAGGUAAAGGGAGGAAAAUCAUCAAAGGUCCCACGUGAUUUCCUCCUACAGAUUCUUGGCGAAGAGCGAGUAACCAACUUUGUCAUACUAGAAAUAAUUACCUCAUCCGUUGCAAAUUAUGUGAAGAAGGAAAAUCUGAAUGUGAAGGACGACAAAGUUACCACUAUCCAAAAGCCAGAAGAACUCAAGAAGUUGUUCACACCUGGGAAUGCUUUUGGAUUUAAUGCUGUUCUAGAGCUUGAGGAAAUCAAAACUGAAACAUCAAGUUGAGGCUUCCCAGAUUUGUAGAGCACUGGUACAAUGAUAAUUCUCUACUAUCAUAGAAAUAUUUGUUAUUUUAAAUUACAUAUGAACUCCUGCAGUUGUCUAUAAUAUCAACAAAUUCAAAGUAUUGUACAUAUUCAAACGUGUUAUGAUAUUCAAACGCUUUCCUAAUGGCAUCAAAAUUGUUUGGUUUUCUUUUA
Molecule: messenger RNA, 887 nt
Organism: Manihot esculenta (cassava)
Lineage: Eukaryota; Viridiplantae; Streptophyta; Magnoliopsida; Malpighiales; Euphorbiaceae
Exons: 6
Coding region: 1-693 (230 amino acids)
Biological process (GO): protein unfolding; 'de novo' cotranslational protein folding; protein transport
Molecular function (GO): peptidyl-prolyl cis-trans isomerase activity; protein folding chaperone; ribosome binding
Source: RefSeq, a predicted model, not a curated record